Temnothorax curvispinosus is the source of this 1548-nucleotide messenger RNA. RefSeq lists its product as uncharacterized. The coding region runs from base 74 to 736 and encodes 220 amino acids. NCBI's taxonomy places the organism in Eukaryota, Metazoa, Arthropoda, Insecta, Hymenoptera, Formicidae. The record is from RefSeq and is a predicted model, not a curated record. Gene Ontology annotation, cellular component: preribosome, large subunit precursor. The transcript is spliced from 3 exons. Gene Ontology annotation, molecular function: protein binding.
AAUGUAGUUCAAUUAAUAAAAACAUGUAGUUUAAUUAAUGUAGUUCAAUUAAUAAAAAUAUAAAAUUUAAAAAAUGCGGGUUUAUCUUCAUAGACAGUGCGACAAAGUUUAUGGGUUGCAAGAUGUGUCAUCGUGUCCGGAGCAGGCCCUCUUUGCGACCGGCUCAUUCCGCGGGACAAUAUACGUGUUCGAUUCGAGAUCGAGUAAUAAGCCGAUUUACCAGUACCGACCCCACAGUAAAUACGUGACUAAACUGGCCAUGAACACGGAAUACAUUCUGUCCGCUAGCUUGGACGAGACGGUAUCCGUUUGGGAUCAGAGAGCCGGUCGGAUUAUGAAGUCUAUCAGAAUUCCUGAUAAAGCGAUCCCCGAGUGCAUGAGUAUGCGACGGGAUAAUUGGGUUUGCGUCGGGGACUCCAAGGCGAAGUUGCACAUGCUAGAUCCAAAGAACGAUUUCAAGCUAGUGAAUUCUUACUCCACCGAGGCUAUAUGUUCGUACCCGUUACCAUCGUUAACGGGAGUACAUCUGACGCACGGAUGCCUGAUAACGAGUUGGAACUCGUUGCACGGUACCAUCGUCAGAAUUUUGAGCCCUACGAAUCCGCCAAAGCCCAUCACUACCAUACUUUUAAAAAGGGAAUUUCUCUGCAGCGGCACCACGGACUAUCUGAAUGACAUUCUCGUGGUAGCAGGCCACAAACUCGUCAUAUGGCGCCCGAGAAAUCGACGUGUUUAACGAACCAUCAAUGAACAAAAAAUUUCCAUACGUUUUCUAUAGUUAUUCUAUAUAGCAAUAUUGCUUUGAUAUGUAAUAUGUGAUCUUAUUCUUUCUCAAAAUACUGCUUUGAUGCGUCUCUCUAAUACGCAAUGUGAUAGAUACCGUUUCACGAAAGUAGAAGUAGAUAUCGUUUUGUUGGAAAUACGUUUCUGUAAUUAACAGCUUUACUAACAUCGCUUACCUACGAUUAUAAGCUGAGCGAUAAUUAAUCAUAACUGUAAAUAUAAGCUAAGCUUAUAAUUACAGCGUAUUCACGUCGGGAUUUUUAUGUUUCAAAGAAUAAGAGAAAACAUAAGAGAAAAUUACGUUACUAUAUAGUUAAGUUCCAUAAGCAUUUAAAUAUAUUUUGCAUAUUGCAUUAGCGCAUGAUGCGUAUUGUAUCAUCGUUUUGUUGUUCUGUAAAUGUUUCUGACAAGGCGUUAUAUUUUAAUGUAACGUAUUUCCUCGUAUGAGAGAGAGAUACUGUGUGCGUGCACACUCGAGAAACGGCGAUGUUUAAAUAUUAUACUCUUCGUGUACUAGACGCUUAUUUAUAACAUUUAUAAACAAAAUACCAAUCGUUUAUUCAAGUAACAGAUAACUUUUUUUAUCCCUUUUUUGUUCGCCGAGAUUCGCCUCUCUCGAAUUAUGUAGCCCAUGAACGUAAAAUUUGAAUUCUCUAGGACGUGUGUGUCGUAUAUAUCGCAUUACAUUCCAAUUGUCGAAAUUCUAUAUGUCGCAACUCGAUGGACUCCAUUAAUUAAGAUUGUUAAAUAAACAAGCAAAUUUAA